GCCGCGGCUGCAUGGCGGGCGCUGCGCGGAGCUUGUCGCGAGCGGCCGGGAAGCGGCUCUCGGUGGAGGGCAACAUCGCCGCGGGCAAGUCGACGUUCGUGGCGCUGCUGCGCAGAGCCUUCCCCGGGUGGCGCCUGACGCCGGAGCCGGUCGCCAAGUGGCAGGAGGUCCGCGCCGCGGCUCCCCGCGAGGCCUCUGCUCCUCAGAACUUUGGGAACUUGCUUCAGAUGGUCUAUCGGGAGCCCUCCCGGUGGUCCUACACCUUCCAGACCUACUCGUGCCUGAGUCGGCUCAAGGCCCACCUGGAGCCCCUGGCCGUGGAGGCGCAGAAGACCCAGGAACCAGUGCAGGUUUUUGAGAGAUCUGUCUACAGCGAUAGGUACAUCUUUGCGAAAAAUCUUUUUGAGAUUGGCCACCUGACUGAGAUGGAGUGGGUCAUUUACCAGGAUUGGCAUACCUUCCUCCUGCAAACCUUUGGGGACCAGCUUGCCCUCCAUGGCUUUCUUUAUCUCCAGGCACCUCCAGAGGUCUGCUUUGAGAGGCUGCGCUGCCGAUCCAGGCCCGAAGAGGAGGGGGUCCAGCUGCCGUACCUGGAGCAGCUCCAUGUCCAGCACGAGGACUGGCUUGUGAGGAACAGCACCGGGAUCCAUUCUGGAGGUACAAGAGAUGUGCCUGUCUUGAUUCUGGAUGUCACAAAGGAUUUUGAGCAUGACCCAAAGGAACAAAGCAAGCUUGUAGGCCAGGUGAAAACUUUUAUGAAAACUCUUCGUUCUGAUCCUUUGCCUUCCAUCUCUACAACUGUCUCCAACUGAGGAUCUCAUUCUGCGACUAAGAGCUGCUUGCUUAAUGCCAACAGACCAAAUGGAAGCCAGUCUGCCUCUUUCCACCCAGGCAGAUAAAAACUCCAGGCAGUCAGAUCCUGG
This is a messenger RNA of Candoia aspera, 923 nucleotides long. It is a transcript of the gene DGUOK, whose product is annotated as deoxyguanosine kinase. The transcript has 8 exons. The record is from RefSeq and is a predicted model, not a curated record. Gene Ontology annotation, cellular component: cytoplasm. Gene Ontology annotation, molecular function: ATP binding; deoxynucleoside kinase activity. Gene Ontology annotation, biological process: nucleobase-containing compound metabolic process. Bases 12 to 812 code for a protein of 266 amino acids. Lineage: Eukaryota; Metazoa; Chordata; Lepidosauria; Squamata; Candoiidae.